CUGAAAUCAUGUCACAUAGAAUAAACGCUUCACUGAAAUAACUUCCGGUCGAAACUACAACUAAAUUUUUAGAUUUUUGGGAUGAUCUGAUCAAAAUGCUUUAAAAUACAGCAUUGUCAUGAGUUUCCACUUUGUUACCAUUAAAUUUGUCAAUGACAGAAGUUGCUUCGUUGCAUUAUCUGCGAGUAUUUGUCAAAAUCAUGGAAAAGAGGGAGAUAUUCAAGUAUUUGAAGUUGAAGGUACAAGUGGUGACAAAUUAUUUGUGAGUUGGUCAGGAGAGACGGUCAGAGGGACAGCAGAAACAGAUGGUGUGCUCCAAAUCAAUGGACUCUUUGGUGCAAAGGUCGGCCUCAAAGAUGAAGACAAGGUUAUUAUUCGACCUGUGUCUAAAGUGCCUAUAUGUACAAGAUGUUCUGUAGAGCCAGUUUCAUUUGAUGACUGGGAAAUACUGGACAGACAUACUGCAUUUAUAGAGUCUCAUUUAUUGGACAUUGUAAGGGUUAUACAGAAGGACAGGAUUUAUCCUAUCUGGGUGGAGAAAUCUGUCUGUGUAUUUAUUAAAAUUGGUGCUACUGAUCCUGAAGCAGACUGUGUUUUAUUGGUUAAUGAAACUGAGGUUUUAGUGUCACCUAAAGUAAGGAAUUCUGCGAUUGGUCAACCUAUAGAGCCACUAAUCAAACGGUCCAGUUCAAAAACACAAGAAGUGCCAUUUAUGCCUAGCCAAUAUGAGGAUGCCAAUUUUGAUACAAAAUUUAAAUCAACAGAUUCUGAUAUAAGUGAUAAAGAUUAUUUAGGUUUUAACAAAGGGGCAGAUAGAAAAGUUAGAGAAAAGUCACCUUAUGAUAGUAUUUCUAGUCAAUGGAAAAAUCUGUUCUCGUACCUCGGGUUUCGGUCACGUAUCGAGAGUAGGGUCAUCCCAUCGGAUGAUGAAGAUGAUGACUACGAGGAUGAAGCCGACUCGAUCGAGCAAAAAGAAGUUCAGUUACAAAUGGGGCUGAAUUUAGUGCUACGUGUGCAAUAUUUGAAAUACUCUAUCAACAGUAGUGACGAUAACUCUCCAGAUUGGACCGGAGGUGGAUUUCACCGACGCGGGAGUGGAUCACCGCGUAAAAAUGGUAGUUCAUCACCUAGGAAACAAAGUCGCGAGUCACCGUCAAAGUCUAGCAGAAGUCAGUCACAGCCUAAAUCCAAUUUCAAGUUAAAUUAUUUUCCCCAACAGCCUAGCACUAUUUACAUGGACAAAUCAGAUGUUGAAAAGCAAUUGAAAUGUAAUAGGUCAGAAAUUCCGAAUGUUUUUUAUGCUAAAUUGAGAAAGUUAGAAUCACCAAAGGACAUACAGCUUAAUCAAGAGAAAUUAGGUCAAAGUUCUGGCAUAGGCAAACAGAGUAUACGAAAACCAAACAAGAACGAUAAUGAGGUCAAGGACAAAGCGUCACCUCAUUCAGAGACUCCGGAAUCCCAACCUGUUGCCACAGAAACAAAUAAGGAAAAUGAAUACCACUGUGUUGUUCGUGUUGUGGUGAUUGAUCGAAGACGUCAACUGUGUAACGAUCACUUUUCUCCGAUUGUAAAGAGAGUGUUAUCGGAGCAACCUUUGGUAAAAGGUCACGUGAUAGUACCAGAUAUGUUAAGACGAUAUUUGAAACUAGAUUUCAGUAGUAGGGUAUGGAUACAGACACUACGAGUCAAUCCGUCUCCUGCUGCAGCAUUUUCCUUGUAUCCACUCGGAAAUGUGCCAAACAGGGCAACAAGUGACAUGCUGAGCCUUGCGUUCAGGACUUGGUUAGGUCAGAUAAGUGUAGAGGAAUAUCCUAUGGUUGUGUUUCAGGGCAUAUUUCUCAGAUUCAAGGUCUUCCAAGAUAUACAUGUUGAAUGUCAGCUUACAUACAAAGAUGCCGACCGUCUGAGUAAAGGUUGUUAUACAAUGCUGCAUCCAGGAACGCUACGUAAUUGUACGCUCACUGUCGUUAGUGGGUGUCGAGCCACUGACCUUACUCACCCAGUAGUUCAGCCAAUGUUAGCAUACAACAGUUUAGCCAGUUUUGACCCUCCAGUACCAAAUACUGACCUCAGCUCUGUAGGGGGUAUGUCAGAGCUUAUAGAAACAGCCAUCUCAAAUAUAGAAAUAUGCCUGUGUUCUCGGAGACUGUAUAAAGACAUCUUCCUGACCACCCCUGGUUUACUCAAUGGCAUGCUCUUACUUACUGGACCAAAGGGAAGUGGGAAGACAACUCUUGCAAAGGCUUUGUGCAAGAAAAUGACAGAGUUACCCAACUUAGCGUACACCAAUGCAAUAGACUGCAAACCACUGAGAGGGAAGAAGGUAGAGACUAUACAGAAGGUGUUUGAGUUGAUAUUUGACGAGGCUGCCUGGCGACAACCAUCUCUUAUAUUCCUUGAUGACCUUGACCACUUGUGUGGGGCUCCGUCAGGACCGGAGUUUGAAAUGACAGGAGAGGCCUUGUACUCGGCCAGGGUUGCAGAGGUGUUGAAGGAUCUUUUAAGAAAAGACAUCAGGAACAUGAGUAAUAUAGCAGUGUUAGCAACCAGCCAAUCACGUUCAACGUUACAUCCUAUCUUAGUGUCGUCAAGGGGAACGCAUCUUGUACAGGAAGUUAUGACAAUCAAGCCUCCAAAUAAGAAUGAGAGAAAAGAAAUCCUUCACACAAUAAUGAAAAGUAAAUCCAUGGUAACAGGGGAAGCUUUAGAUAAACUAGACCUGGAUAAUCUUGGGCAGCGCACCGAGGGGUAUGUGGCGCGAGACUUGGAACACAUUAUCAGCCGAGCUGUGCAUGCGCACAUACUCAAACAGGGAAGAGCUGUCCAAGACGAUUUAGAGCUUGACCUCACACAGCACGAUUUUGAGGAGGCUUUGAGUGGGUUCACCCCAGCGUCAAUCAGAAAUGUUCCAUUACAUGAAGCGGGGGAGUUAGGAUGGUCUGACAUAGGAGGUCUGACUGAUGUCAAAGAGACAUUGAUUGAGACACUUCAAUGGCCAACAAAGGUAAGUCUUAUUCUGAUUUGGUUGGUCAGGAAUGGAAAAUUUUUUGACAUUUUACAUGUUGUAAAUAGUGUUCAUAUGUUCCUUGUAACAUAUGAGUCUUUAGCUCAGAGUGCUAAGCCAUGUAUCUUGUUUUUUGAUGAGUUUGAUUCUAUAGCUCCAAGGAGAGGUCAUGAUAACACAGGUGUAACAGACAGGGUGGUUAACCAGUUACUCACACAGUUAGAUGGUGUAGAAGGUCUGGAUGGUGUGUACGUGCUGGCAGCUACCAGUAGACCAGACCUGAUUGAUCCAGCUCUUCUUAGACCUGGUAGACUCGACAAAUGUCUACAUUGUCCACUUCCAAAUCAGAUUGAGAGGUUACAUAUCUUAAAGGCCCUAUCCAACAAAAUGAAUCUAACUGACAACAUAGACUUUGAAUAUUUUGCCGAGAAAUGUGAGGAUUUUACUGGUGCUGAUUUCAAGGCGUUAUUGUAUAAUGGUCAGCUUGAAGCGAUACACGAGUUUACGUCUGCUGUGGCCGAUGGUUCCGACACUGACACUGGAAAAUUUGGAAUGAUGCCAAAAAGAGGUCUGGCCUCGAAACUAAAGAGUGGAUCAAAAACCACGCAAUUGAAACUAGAGACAAAGAGAGAAAGAAGGAAGUCAUUUUCAUCAGGGACGUUAGCCUACAUACCUAGUUUAGAGGAAGGUGUGAGCCAGGUGACCCAGGAGGUAGAGGAAAGGUUAAGUAAUCAGGUGUCACAUAUUAGGUUAAGAGAAAGGAGGGCUUCAGAUCAUUUUGUGGUAGAUAACCAACCUGAGUCACCAUUCCAAAUGAAGAAUGUUGUCAAGGUAACACAAGAACAUAUGAUGGCAGCUGUUGAGAAAAUGAGGCCGUCAGUGACUGGGGAAGAACGCGCAAAGUAUCAGAGAAUAUAUGACAAUUUUGUGUCUGCAAGAGGCGGCCAUUUUAACACUGGUUAUAUGGAAGCUAUGGACAAGAUGAAAGCCACUUUAGCCUGAUAGUAGUACAAUAAUCCUAAAAUAUACACAAAUGUUGUAUGUGCAGUACCGUUAUGUAAAUGAUUAAUGCUUUUUUGCAUUGAAAAUUAUAUAGAUGUGUUUUUAGAUCCAUACAAACUGUAAAAUGUAGUCAAAAUGAUUAAAAUCUUGUAGGUAAAUAACAACACUAGAUUUUAACUAGUGAUCUGUAAUUGAAAUCACACAUGGCAUGUUGUAUUAUUUUUCAUCACUGUAUUAAAGCAGCCUUCAGUUUAUUAUAUCUAAAGGUUACAUAAUGUUAUUUUAAGAUAAAUCAUUUCAUAUAAUUGUAAAAUCAAAAGAAAUACAUGUAAGGUGGAAAAUGAAAUUUGCUGAGGAAAAAAUAAAAUAACAAUAGGGAAACCAGUCAAUACCUCUAAUCUAUCAGUCCGCGUUCUAUAUUUGAAAUGAGUAAAUUAAACAUUUCGUUUUCAGAUCUUCUAUUUUUAGAAAUGAACGUCACUGAUGUGUUAUAAAUAGAUCUCAGGCGCAGUUUUGUAGAAGGAUUAACAGUGAUAUCAUGCACUUUUUCAAUAUAAAAUUACUGAAAUACUUAGUUUGAAACAACAGAAUUGUUAUUUCAACAGAAAAUAAAAGCUGAAGGCCGCUUUAAA
Messenger RNA from Ruditapes philippinarum (Manila clam), 4638 nucleotides. Its product is annotated as peroxisomal ATPase PEX1-like. Gene Ontology annotation, cellular component: peroxisomal membrane; peroxisome; cytosol. The transcript has 21 exons. The record is from RefSeq and is a predicted model, not a curated record. The coding region runs from base 119 to 4006 and encodes 1295 amino acids. Lineage: Eukaryota; Metazoa; Mollusca; Bivalvia; Venerida; Veneridae. Gene Ontology annotation, biological process: protein import into peroxisome matrix. Gene Ontology annotation, molecular function: ATP binding; ATP hydrolysis activity.